UGAUGCCAAGAUCAAUUUUGAGAACAUGACUAAAUGCCUGCAGAUCCUGAAGGAGAGGUACUGGGACCUGAUUAACCAGGAUAUUUAUUGCAAUAACAAAGCAGAAUUCAGAGGCUACCGUGUCCUGCUCCGUCUCAACAAGAGGGAUAUUCUCAGGUGAAUCUUUAGUUCAUUGUAUCUGAUCUGUUCCUUCAAGAAAAGUUAAUUCUGUUUUGUUCAUAGCACAUCGAUUAAGAGAGUGUCUCGCUGUGGUAUUAUCUGCAACGAUGUACAAUAGUUGACGUUCGUAAGGAUAGGCAGCAGGUUAUUAGUACUUGCAAUUACAAGUUUGGGACUUGGGCCGUCGGACACAGCUGCCAGACAAGUACGCUGAAAAUUUGUGGGUGGGGAAGAAGAGACUAAGGCCACAGCACUUCAGCCAGCUUCAGGAUGUACGUUGAGAUCCCGAUCCCAAGACUGAGAACCAAAGUGCAGAACAUCAACUACGCCCCCUCCAGUGCGAUGAGCUCCGUGGGACGUCCUGCACCAAAAAACUAUCUUCAGGGCUAAAAUCCCAGCUGUUCCUUUAAGAGCAAGUGAUCUCACAAUGGUGUGGGAACAUUCUAAGGUUUCCUGUGGGCCUUUCCGAGCCCUGGGACAGGUGACUCUUGCCUUGCUGAGGCUGUCUGCUACAACUGACUCCACCAAGGACAAGGAGGAUGACAAUGACAGAGGAUAACGAGUGGAUGAAGACAAUUCAGAACGAAAAUGCAUACCUGAAAAAUCAGGUUAGGUUGCUCCGGGAGAACUAUGAAUUACGUUCGUUACUGAGUCAGCACUAUGAAAACAGCAAUGAAGGGCGAAUUGUCACUUCCCACCCUGCUCCCGUGUAUCCGAAUGCCAGCUCCCCAGGACAAGGAGCCCUGCCUCACGGAAGGGAUAUCAAGCCACCGGAGAGCCCAAGUCACCUACACCCUUCGCUGCUGCAGGAGUUCAGUUAUUCCCCUCUCCACAUUGCAAAUGAGGAAGCAAUUCUGUCCAGCCCCAAAGCCCAGGCAGAGGCUACAUUUAAGGGGAUUCCCAAUAAUCCCACUUUGUUUCAGCCUACACCCAGGGAGAGGAAACCAAUCCUGCUUUCCAGCACUUCCUGGACCACCAGGGUGGAGAAACAGCUUCCAGAAUCCAUAGACCUCUCGAGGUUGAAGAAAGUCUGCUUCACAGACGUCACUUCACCUGGAGGAGAUAAGGCUCGUUUAUAUGGGAUGGCUCACCAGCAGCACGGAAGUGUCCUCAAUGCACGAGACCUUCUGAGUCAGCCCCAGCCAUCGUCCCUGGGAGAAUUUGUUUCCUCAAAUCCCCUCAGCAUUUCAAACAAGGAAGGGGCCCAAGCACAGCUUGUGUUUCCAGGAUACUUCAAAACAUCUGAGCCAUUUUCCCCAGGAAUUCCCCCAAGGAAGCCAGUCCCCCUUAUAAACAGCACACGGGAUAUAGUGGGCGAGAAAAUGUCCCUGGACUCGGAAGAGAUGCAUAGGAAAAAGAGAGUCUGGUUCUCCGAGAGUCCAGGAGGAGAUGAGCCGCGGAAGCCCCAUACCUAUUAUUUAAACGAGCUUGAGCUGAACAGCAAGAAAAAUGGCCGCAUAGUGGGUGAAAUUGCCUUCCAGUUAGACAGGCGCAUCCUUGCAUAUGUGUUUCCUGGAGUAACGAGACUUUACGGCUACACAGUGUCCAACAUUCCUGAGAAAAUCAAACAGGCCUCCAUGAAGUGCCUGGAUGGCUCUGUGGAUGAGAAAAAGCACCGAGGUAUGAUGCAGCGGUACCUGUCCCUCGCCGCACGCCUCGAGAAGAUGGGCUACAACCGGGAUGUGCACCCGGUGUUCAGCGAGUUCCUGAUCAACACCUACGGCAUCCUGAAACAGCGGCCAGACCUGCACUCCAGCCCUCUCCACAGCAGCCCAGCUGAUCUGCGCAAGAUCGUGAUAGACAUCGUCCCAUCCAAGUUCCUCGGCGACACUUUGCUGCUGCUGAACUGUUUGUGUGAACUCUCCAAGGAAGACAGUAAACCUCUCUUUGCUUGGUAGUGGACAGUGCUCGCCGUACCCCCUGCCCCCCCCACGCCGGCAAAACGAUCCUCCCAUAGACAUGAACUCAAAGCAUGAGUUUUAAAUACAGACAUGGAGUUUUUUUAUCUAUGUCACGAGGCUCAGUCCGAGCAGUUAGCUCCAGCAGGAAUACUGUGUGUGUUUGUUUUUAAUGUGAGAGGUUUCUAGAUUUUUCCCAUCCUCUUUUCUAUUAUCCUAUCCUAGCCUCUGUUCCGCUUCCAACAGGAAAAGCCAGCAGGCCACUUCCAACUGGAAAAGCCAGGGCAGUCACUUCCCCCCACCCAUCACACGCUCCACCCCCUGAAAUGGCGGGAUCAACGUUGCACUCAAAGCUGGAAAAGCUUCCACCUGCAGUCACGGCAGUACCCUGCUGUGGCCAGCUCUAAAGUCAGUAGGAGGUGCUGUGACGGACACUGGGGAAGGGGAUGAAAUACAUCCUGCUCGUACGUACUCCCCUUUCUGACUAUAACGAAUAGUAAGAGCCAAACGGGCUGGUGCACCAGCCAUGCCUAGCCUGCUGCUGCUUUUCAUGCCCUCUUGAUGUUUACAGAACAAAACACCAUCCCAAAAGAGAGACGCACCAGGGUUACACCGCUGCCUUUAACUCCAUUGACUUUAGAGCUGCCACCUUUUCCAGCUAGGGCUGGGGAAGCUCAUCUCCUUGUGUAUCCUGUGGGCCAGGAACCUGACUGAGGCAGACCAUUAAACUGAGUUUAUGGCUGCUUUGCGUUGAAGGCCUGCUGCGUUGGGGCCCUGCAUCACUGUUCACCUGGAAAGCUGCAAGCCUGUUGAAGUUUUAACUGGCAUUGGGUAACAAUGAUUACUGGGUUUGCUUUUGCAUAACAAGUGCCUUCAGACCUGAUCCAUUCUUAGGAGAGUAGCCCUUGCUUCUCUGAGUAAUCCCAUUGGUACAAAGAAGGAUUUUACCCACGUGAGUAAGAGUUGCAGGACUGGGUUCUUUAUUUGUGAGGUUUCUGGCUACUGCAGGAGGAUCCAACAUGAACCUGGGUCAGGAAUCCUCUAGUUCCUCUGAAGAGAGGAAAGACCCCAGGGCUGUGACACUGGGAUCUGAGGAGGGGGGUGCUGGGAGAGGAAGUCACAGGGCCUCAACAGGAAUCCAAAGUACUCUCUCGCUCAGUAAGAAAAUCAGUCUGGUCCGAAAGCUGAGCAGCGGUAUAACGAAUGCAGCCCUUCUUGUCUGGAAUCCCUUCGCUCUUUUCCGAUACACCGCAUAGCGCGAGAGAUGGGCCAUGUCUCUGCAGUUACAACCAGGCUGUAUGUUGAUCUAGAGGAGCAGUCCUCAACUCCUGCUCUGCAGACAAGUCUCUCGUAUCCGCCCAUUGGUUGCCUGAAAAUUAGCCAUACAACAGAAUCUUUGAAAGACGCUGGUCACUGCAAAAUUAUUAAAGAAUCUGCAAGUUAACUGGCCUGGUUUUCUUCAAUGGGAAUGGAAGGAAAGGUGGUAAAAUAUUGAAACAGCCCCUACAUGGGACCGGUGCCUGAACCUUUAUUCUGUAACCCCGAAAUGCAAGGCUUGCUCGUGCCACUGCUCCUGAGUAGCACCACAGCCCUAGCUAUUACCAUGAGCUGUGCCGCCUCUGCGGAGGAAGCUCGCCACAUUGUGGUGCAGAUGUUCCGCAGAGCAUUUGUGUGUCUGCUGCAGAGGAAGCUCGCAAUACCACAGCCCUGGCACUCCCAUCGGGCCCCCGAAGGCUUGUGCCGUAGCUGCUGAGGAAGCUUGCAGUACUGCAGCCCAGACUCGCCUGCACAGCUGUGGAAGGCUUGUGCCACUGCUGCCGAGGAAGUUCACAGCACUACAGCCCCGGUGCUCCUAUACAGCUACUGAGCACUUGUACAACUGCUGCCUAGGAAACUCCCAGUGCUACAGUUCCUGUGCAAGCCCUGCGGAUGUGCAGAGGAUGGUCAGCUAAGGGUAGUUUUUUCUGUGCAAGGCUAAAAACAUCACACAAAUGCCUCAAGUUUUUCCUUCCUUGGCUAGUUCUUGUCAGAGGCUAGAGCGUAAUGCAGUGCUGCGUUCUCUCCAGCCUGAAGUUCGGAAAUCCCAUUUCUCAGGAGAUCUAAAGGAGGGGUGCAGAGGUGGUGCUGGGAUUGCUGCCUUCAUCCGGGGACGCACAAGACGGGUGUCUUUUUGUCUGCAUGCACAAAGGGAUAUGCACCUAGGCCCUGAUUCACAAAGGUACUUAGGCACCUAAAUACCUUUUUGAAUCUGGGCCUGUGACGGGGUGUAUCAACCCCGCCCUGGUGACACAGGGGUUAACAAACUGCUCUGGGCCCAAGCGGCCCUGCCCCCUCACCCUUGCAGGGCAGGCCCCCAGCGAAGGGAGCGUAUAAACGGAAGCAGCUCAGUUCAGUCUGGGGUGGCUGAGGAGGAGAGCAGACACAUGCUGCAGGAUCCUGCUAAGAAGCUGCCGGGAUGCCAAACCGCUGGGGCCGAAGCCCCUGAUUACGCCUCAGCAGCCCGGGGACCGUGGGGACCGAAGGGGACGACGCGCCGCUACCAGCAGAGGAGAUACCGGAGCCGGGUCUAAGGAGCUACACUGACUUACGCCAGCUGAGGAUCUGACCCGAUACAUCAUUCUGUUUGAUGCAGUAGAAGACCUCUUGGGAUACGUCUACACUACCACCUGGAUCGGCGGGUAGUGAUCGAUCUAUUGGGCAUUGAUUUAUCGCAUCUAGUGUAGACGCGAUAAAUCGAUCCCCGAUAGCUCUGCUGUCGACUC
Chrysemys picta bellii (western painted turtle) is the source of this 4819-nucleotide messenger RNA. RefSeq names its product spermatogenesis and centriole associated 1 like (gene SPATC1L). Gene Ontology annotation, cellular component: centrosome. NCBI's taxonomy places the organism in Eukaryota, Metazoa, Chordata, Testudines, Emydidae. The record is from RefSeq and is a predicted model, not a curated record.